GCUUGGAGCCUAUGUUCUCGCCGUCACUGUGCCUACAUGCUCCGGAAUAGCCUCUGGCUGGGACCGCACCUCAUUCUCCUCCCUGUAGCGUCUGGUGCUGUCAGACGGAUGCCUGUGUGCUGGAGUUAUUGUGCAUGUCGGCUCUCAGGCAGCAACAGAAACACAGACAGGGGAAAAUGGGGGAAGAGAGAGAGAGAGCAGGAGUGGAAGGAGGAAUAGCAGAGGGAGGGAGGAGGAGCCAAAGGAGGUGAUGGCAAAAAAAUGACCCCACCCCACCAGAAGAGGGGGAGCUGGAGAGAGAGCAAGCGGCAAAGGGAGGGGGGAGGGAGUUGAGGCUGGGAAAUGCUGGUUUCUGUUGCUCUUCCAAGAACAUAGGACCUGCUCCAUGCAGCGUGGUUUGCUGUCUUCUCACAGCAGCUGCCUGGGCAUUUUCCAGCCGUUGGAUCUCACAGACCGCGUUCCAGGGGAGACCGCUGCCUUUUUAUCAUUCUAUUCUGCUUUUUCUCUGCUUUCCUGUGCCUGAUGAUCCUCAGCUGAUAUUUUAAUCAUCGAAUCUUCCGGAUUCUUUUCUUUGAAAACUUGCUUCUUCCCAGGCUGAUUUGAUGCCGUAUGCUGCUGCUGCAGUGUACAGUGCUGCACUGGCUUGCCUCUUCUGACAGUCUUGCUGAACGGGAUUAAUUAGCAGCCUCAGGAAGACAGAUGUGCGCCCGGAGAGGGGGGACAGAGCAGACGCGGAUGGAGCCUCCCUCGUCGGUCCUGGAUGAUCACUGACUUCUUGAUCCCUCUGCGUUCUGCGAGCGUGAGGAAUGAAGGAUGUUUGACCCCUGGGAGGCUGCCUCUGAGCCGUGGUGUGCCUUUUCCCCCCUCCCGCAUCGCUCUCCGCCUUCAGUGUAAGCGGGAGCCUCAAGCACAGGGCGGUGUGUCCUCAUGAAGGAGUGGAAGUCGUCUAGAGAAGCGCCUGUGUGCCACGCAACCACACGGAAUUGUGCCCGCGGUCUGGCACCUGUUAAAUUGCUCUGCGUUGAGCCUUCCGUGCCGCGCGGCAUUACCACGCACCUCCGGACUCCCGCAGAGCGGAAAAAUCACAGGCAGCUUUAAACGGGGAUUGUUGUGAUUCUGCCUGUGUGCUCUGAGCUGAAAGAGCAUGUUCACCGGCUUCAUUUAAACUCUCUGGCUGCAGACUGAGCCGACAAGAACAUGGUGAAAGGAAGGCAAUUAUCUUACAGGCGUUUAAUUUCUGAGAAGACAGCCGGCGAUGGUGCUGCGGCUCGGAGCAGAUGAGAUGCCGUGCGGGAAUGAUGUUACCGCUUAACGAGGGCGAUACAGGAGCAUGCCUAUGGGAGCGACGGGAUGGCACCUGUGAGACUCGGACGGGGCACGGCGCAGGCAAAACUGCAGUCUCUGCAAGAAGAUGAAAGUGCUCAUAACGCCUGCCCUCGUGAGUAAUUAAAUAACGCUCAUUUCUGCAUUUUUCUCUGGGUGUCCCUGCUGGCUGCAAGCCCACAGUCUAAUGCCCCCCCCUGCAUGAGCUUGGAGGGGCAGCCUGCUGAAUCUGAUAUUGAAUUCUAGUCAAUUUUUUUUUACUUCAGCAGGUGAAGCAGCAGCUUUGGUACCUUCUCACCAGGCUUGUAUUAAAUUAGAGAAGGAGGACCACAGGUGAGAAGCUCAUCCUGCUUAUUGUUGGCAGUUUUGACAUUAAAUAAGCAGCGGAAGGAGGCUGAGAAUCAGUUAUCCUCCCUCUGAAUCUGUUUGGGACUCCGCCAGGUGGUGCCGCCUGGGGCUGGUGUCGCCGAAUCUUCCCGUCCGUCUAAGUGUGGCGGUACAGAGGAGACACGUGCUCCGCCACAGACGUGGCCCUUGUGGGAGCGUGUCUCAUUCAGGACUGUCGAGGUGGAGCACAGAUUCCUCGUUAGGUCUACAUACGGUCUACCCACCGUCAGAAGAGCACUGGGCUACAGAGUCAUGUAAAUGCAGAAGUAGUGGCUUUGAUACACAGGAAGAGUACAGCAGUCGAGGGACUGAAAUCACACCGGGACCCAGGAGGAUCGGCUUCUGAAGAAACUUUUCUUAACCCCUUCAAAGCCACAUGGGGUUCAGGCUCACUGUUUAAACGGAGUCUGUGGGAAGCCUGCUGAGGAUUAUGGGAGAAUUUAAAGCUGAAUGGUCGGAGCUGAAAUAUAAGGUGCUGAAGGGACUCGCGGAGCCAAGUGUUACAGAACGUGCUGGAAGCGGUGAGGGCGUGGCCAAGCCGAAGAAACAAAACAGGUUCAUCUGAGGAAUUAGGAUUGGGAAUAUAAAGUAGGCGCAGGACAGGGAGGACAGAACGUAUCCAUCUACACGAAGGGAAAGCUCAGACUGCUGGAGGUGGACGUCCUUAUGUACGCGCACUUUGGUGUGUUUGUGGACAUGUCGCCUUCCACUGUUGCCCAUUUCUACUCCAGGUCCAGCUUCCUGUCUUUCUCCAGCACAUUGAGACUUUUUCAUUAACGAAAAGUGAGCCACCCUUAGUGAACAUACCAUUACGCUGAGUGUGAACUCUCCUUUAUCUUUCAGAUUGCAUGAAUGUAUUGCCUUUUUAAUUAAAUUUACUCGUAAAAGAAUAAUCUUCUGUGACCCCCAGCUCAUAAGGAAAGUGCAGAUUAAUAUAAGAACUUUGGCCCAAGAAACGGGACAGAAGGAUAAAAGCUGGCAAUGUGGUUCGGCAUCAUUUUCCGAAGAUGUCUGCAGAGGAAGUGCUGAGGUUCCUUCCUGGUUGCUGGGAUUGCUGCUGGACUCUGACCACCUGCUAGGGAAGAAGGAGAGAGCUACAGACUGAGGCUGUGAGCUGUAUGGCUGUUUAGCCCUGUCACCUGAGCACUUGUGGCUACCCUGGGUCCCUCCACAUCUCUGCUGAGAGACAACAGUGCGGGACACCAUGGGGUGCAACAUGUGUGUGGUUCAGAGACCGGAGGAGCAAUGCAGAGUCACGUUCCAGGUGCACAGGAAGGAUGCAUCCUGCCUGCCACAGGAGCUGACCGCAGAGGCCCUGCGCUCUGCUCGCGUGCCGCUGGCCCCGCGAAAGGGCCCCCGCCGGAGGAAUGGGUUGGCGGUGAAUGUUGCUGUGCCGACAGUGCCAAUGGCCAGCUGUGUGGACAGCGGCACCCAGACGGACAUCACCUUCCAGCAUGUGCUGCCCCUCGGCCGCGGGGGGCACCUACAGACACUGCCCCUGCCUCCGGUCCUGGAGCCCAGCGAGCUGUGUGAACUCCCCCCACUAGAGCAUGAGUACUAUGAGGCCAACGACUACUUCGACAUCUCCCAGCAUGAGGUCGACAGACAGGACGAACUGGAGUACGAGGAGGUGGAGCUCUACAAAUCCCAUCAGGAGGACAAGCUGGGCCUGACUGUCAACCCCAACAGCAUUGCUGCUAAAGAUGGGCGGAUUCGAGAAGGAGACAGAAUACUGCAGAUCAAUGGGAUGGACGUACAGAACAAGGAGGAGGCUGUGGCCAUCCUGACCCAAGAGGACCGGACCAACAUCUCACUACUUCUGGCCCGGCCCGACACAGAGAAUGAUGGAGAGUUGGAGCUGGAGCUGCAGACAGCAGUACAGGCUCAGGUCCUGGACACCAGCAUCCACCUGGCCAGCCCUCACAGGCUGCGGAAGGGCAGCCCCUCAGCAGGGGGACGGGGUCCCGUGGCAGCAGAGCGACGGGGAUGGCCCCUCCCACGAGACUGUCCCUCUAUGCGGCACACCGCCCUGAGCAACAGCCAGGAGCUGGACAGUGGCGUGGGCCGCACGGACGAGAGCACUCGCAACGAGGAGUCCUCGGAGCACGACCUGCUGGCUGACGAGCAGACCAGCGCCUCAAACACACCGGGCAGCGCGCGCAAGUUCAGCACGCUGCCACCCCCAUACAGCCGUGACUUGCAUCUCAGUGCUGACUCACUGCCUGGGCUGGAAGGUGGAGCCUUGGCAGGGGCGCACAUGCCCAUGCCUGGCCUGACGGAUGAGGAGCGGGAGCGAUACCGCGAGCUGCUGGAGAUCCGGCGUGUCUAUGGCAGCCAUGCCAACAGCCUGCCGCAGCGGGAGCUAGCCCUGCUGGAGGAGGAGCUGCGGCACCUCGAGUUUAAGUGUCGCAACGUACUGCGUGCGCAGAAGAUGCAGCAGCUGCGGGAGCGCUGCAUGAGGGCCUGGCCAGCUGAGGACGAGGCCUGCGUCGUUGCGGGCAACGGCCCUGCACACCACGAACUGUCAGACAUCAAUGAGCUCCCGGAGCGGGAGCGCUCAGACAAGGAGAGCACCAGCGCCUACAACACAGGCGGCGACAGCUGCCGAAGCACGCCUCAGGGCGGGGACAGACCCCUUCCCGUCACCAUAGACGAGCUUGGUGCCCCUGAAACCCCCCCACCUCAAACGCCUGGCCAGCACAGAGAAGGCAGCCAGGCACAUGCCUCCAGCAGCGCUAACGGAUAUGCGAGUCCUGUCCCCAAGUUCCGAUCCCUGUCUCGGGACAGCACUGACAGAGGGAGCCUCCCCGCCAAUGGGCAUGGCCCGGGCAGAAGUCCCUACUUCAGCCGCCGCCAGCGCCUGCCCAACCGCUUUCUGGGAUGCGGACAGCUACAAGGCACCCCUGAUAGACAAGAGGCCAGAGAGCACGGGGCAGGGGAUGUGGCAGGCAGGCCUACGGGCCCCUGGAGGGACUCGGCUGACCCACCCACAGACCUGGCUCCGCCACUGCACCCCCUCCCGCUACCCAUGGUCUUACCGCCGGGGUCCCCGCGCAUGGAGUGGAAAGUGAAGGUGCGCAGCGACGGCUCGCGCUACGUGGCUAAGCGGCCCGUGAGGGAUCGGCUGCUGAAGGCGCGGGCCAUGAAGAUCCGUGAGGAGCGCAGCGGCACCACGACGGACGACGACGCCGUCAGCGAGAUGAAGAUGGGCCGCUACUGGAGCAAGGAGGAGCGCAAGCAGCAGCUGAUGCGUGCCCGCGAGUACCGGCGCCGCCGUGAAUUCAUGAUGCAGAGCCGACUAGACUGCCUGCGCGAGCGUGAGGCCGACGGCCGACCCGGCCAGCAGGGGGCGCCGCAGGACAGUGGCAUCCUGGAGUUUAGCCAGAGGAGAAGCAUGAAGAAGCGCAGCAGGAAGAUCCUAGACAACUGGAUCACCAUCCAGGAGUUGCUGGCUCAUGGCACGCGGUCCCCAGAUGGGAAGAAGGUGUACAACCCACUGCUGUCAGUCACAACUGUCUGAGGAGGACCGACAGAUGAAGGCGGGGGGACACUAGUCUGUGGCACAAGUACUAUCACCAUGAAUCCUCUACAGAAAGGCCCAGCAAACAGGCCCUGCACAUAGACAAGGAUUUGUGAGUCAGGGUGAAGGACUGAGACUGACUUUUAAUACACGACCACGCCCCCCCCCCCCCCCAUCUUGAAGUGGGAAGGGGGAGGCUUUGGGUUUGAUGGACAUGUAGACCUGAGAUACCGUGGAGAGUCACAGUGUAUAUGUGUGUAUACAUCAGGAGGCAUGAGGAUCAGCAUCACACACAGGAGGAAGGGGAAACUGCACAAGUUGGUCCAGCCAGAUCCAGGUUCUCAUCAGCUCUACUUGCGGCACUUCAUUCCUAAAUGCACAGUGCAGUCAGGCACUGGAAGCACAGUGGUAGUCAAGCACAUUUCACUGCACAGAGAGCACAGCUCUGUGUGGCUGGCUAGAGCACAGACGGGCACAACCUGGAGUAACAACCCCCAGUACUUUUAAAGCACAUUGACUGGAGCUCAUGGAAGCAGUAGAAGUUCAGAAGCCAGGUCAGACAUUUCCUUGCAGAAGCGCCUAUUCUUAACCAACUCACUCCCUCCAAUGGCUGCAUUUCCUCUCCCAAGUAUCGCCCUCAAGACUUCAAAUGGCACUGAAAUGAUAGUAGGCUGUAUUAGUGUUUCCUUUUUAAUUACUGUGAAUGAUCUGCAUGGCAUCAACGCUUAGAUUGGUAAAACACCAGAUGUGUUAUUAACACCCCUGUAGGAUUCCUGUUUGUGACAAUGUGCUUUUUAAAAUUUCAAAAUCAUUUCUUUGACUUGAACAUUUUGUUAACCUGUGAAUCGCUUUUGCUUGGUGUCUGUGUUUCUGGAUCAUGGAAAUGUUUUAAAAUUAAACUUUUAUAGACCAUUAAAA
This is a messenger RNA of Brienomyrus brachyistius, 6148 nucleotides long. RefSeq names its product PDZ domain-containing protein 4-like. The record is from RefSeq and is a predicted model, not a curated record. The coding region runs from base 2915 to 5230 and encodes 771 amino acids. NCBI's taxonomy places the organism in Eukaryota, Metazoa, Chordata, Actinopteri, Osteoglossiformes, Mormyridae. Gene Ontology annotation, molecular function: protein binding. The transcript has 7 exons.